Molecule: messenger RNA, 489 nt
Organism: Melitaea cinxia (Glanville fritillary)
Lineage: Eukaryota; Metazoa; Arthropoda; Insecta; Lepidoptera; Nymphalidae
Product: cuticle protein 63-like
Exons: 3
Coding region: 16-396 (126 amino acids)
Source: RefSeq, a predicted model, not a curated record
AAGGAAUUUAACAAAAUGAACACAUUCAUAACUUUGGCUUGUCUGUUGGCCGUCGCUGUGAGCGCGCACGGCUCAGCAAUUGGAUUGGGCGGAUUAGGCGGAUACGGCGGAUACGGUUACUCAACCAGUGUCGUCAGCGCCCCCAUCGUGUACAAAGCCCCUAUCAUAUACAAGGCCCCUAUUCCCGUAAUUAAGAGCGUAGCAGUCGCUCCAAUUAUAUCCGCCCCGGUUCUCAAAACUGUGCCUGUAUCUAGUCUCAGCUAUGGCCUCGGAGGAGGUCUUGGCUAUGGCGGAUUAAGUCUCGGCUAUGGCGGAUUAGGUCUUGGCUACGGCGGAUAUGGUCUGGGCAAAGGUCUCGGCUACGGACUCAGCUACGGUCUCAGCGGCAAAUACUGAAUAAUAAAUUAUUAAUUUCUUUUCAGACGAAGAAUCUCAAAAAAUUUCAAACUUCUUGAUUGAUCUAUGAACUCAAUAAAGCAUUCAUCUUUA